GGGUGUCAGUUGCUGUUUUCCUCUCCGUCGGUUCGCAUGCAAUUUCCAUUCGGAAGCACUGAGGAUUCUCCAGAGUGGUAAAAGCGCGCGAUAACCACAAGUGGUUGUUCCGUACGCAUAUACAACCGAGUGCGAGUGUCGUUUCGUAUUUUCACGUGGAGUGAGUUCAACAAGUUGAGCUGGUCCGGUUCGAUUGCGGAUAAGUGAAAUUAAGAGAAAAAAAAAUGUCAAAACCACCAGCCAUAAGGGAUCUGAAGGAAUUUCUGGAACCCGUGCUGGAGCCAGGCGUUAAAGUGUUGGGCUACCAAUCAUCUUUUUUGACCGCUCCUGGAGAUAACUAUGGCAGCACUAUGCUGGCCUUGACCGUUGAUGUAACCAGUGCAGCCGGGGAUGAGCUCGAGCAGCUUCAACUGGUGGCCAAAAUGCGUCCCACUAGCGAGGAAUUCCUGGAGAUAUUUCAAAUUGACGUAACGUUCGUCAAGGAAGCGGCUGUUUACUCGCAGAUAGUCCCGGCCAUGAUUAAGUUACAGCAGGAGAUGGGACUUCCGGAAAACGAGAUGAUUGACGUCUUUUGUCGGUGCUACAAUACGAGGGUUUCGUUGGAUCCGGCCAGUGAUAAGGUUGAUGCUGAUGGAGUAAUGUUGUUCGAGAAUCUCAAAUUGGCCGGGUACAUUACAGAGGACAGGAGACAGGGAUUCAGCCGGGAGCUGGGAGAAUUUAUUCUGAAUAAACUUGCUCAGUUCCAUGCCAUUCCGAUAGCGCUACGUCUCCUGAAGCCGGAAGUGUUCAACUUGAGUGUACAAAAGUUUUUAGUAAAAAUAGACAUAGAUGCAGGACUGAGCGAGCAGACCAUCCAACGGAUGAUAAACGUGAUUGAGGCUGAUUUGAAAAAAGCUGGGGUGAGAGAACAGUUGGUACAGCGGCUAUUGAAGCAGAUUGACGAUUGUCGCAAACGGCAGGCGAAUUUGAUCUCGGAUGAAAUGAAUCAGUACUGUUCGAUGCUGCACAAUGAUUUGUGGGUGAACAAUAUGAUGAUAAAAUACGAUGACGACAACAAGCCAACGGGAUUGAAAUUCGUGGACUUCCAACUCAUCCAGAUGGACUCUCUCGUGCGGGACAUUCUGUUUUUCCUUCUCACCAGCGUUUCGGAUCCGAAUUUGAUGCACAGCAUAGAUCACUACUUUAACGUUUACUUCGACAAACUCCGCUUACAUUUGGCACGCUUGAAGUGUCCCAAUAUGAGUCAAUUCACUUAUCAUAGCUUCUUGGAGGAAAUCAAUCGAGUUGCACCACGGGAGCUUUAUCACAUUGUUGCCAUGCUGAGGGUAGUUUUGGCCAAAAAGGAGUCCAUUCCGGAGCACAGCGAGCUGGACGCGGAGCUGUUUUGUGACGAUAACCUUGUCGAGGAGGAUUACUAUCGAAAGCUGCUGCUGGUGGUGACUAUUUACGAUCAGCAAGGAUGGGUUUAAUCUAGUCAAGGUUUGUGCUAUCCUAGAUAGCCGAACUAUAAAAGCCAGACCAAAUGGAUGUACAAAUAGUGAUAUGUAUCAAAGUUAUUAUAUGGUGGAUGGUCAAUGUGAAAUGAAAUAAAAGUUGAAAUGUGAUGGCGUUAUAGUUUA
Messenger RNA from Aedes aegypti (yellow fever mosquito), 1619 nucleotides. RefSeq lists its product as uncharacterized. NCBI's taxonomy places the organism in Eukaryota, Metazoa, Arthropoda, Insecta, Diptera, Culicidae. The record is from RefSeq and is a predicted model, not a curated record. The transcript is spliced from 5 exons. The coding region runs from base 225 to 1469 and encodes 414 amino acids.